Molecule: messenger RNA, 6379 nt
Organism: Dreissena polymorpha
Lineage: Eukaryota; Metazoa; Mollusca; Bivalvia; Myida; Dreissenidae
Product: heat shock 70 kDa protein 12B-like
Exons: 7
Coding region: 22-1668 (548 amino acids)
Source: RefSeq, a predicted model, not a curated record
GAAGAAAUUAAAAACUUUCAAAUGGAAAUAAAUGUAUUAAUUGAACGCAAAGAAAAGGAACUAUUGGACAAAAUGCAAGAUUUUAAGCGAGCAAACAAUUAUGUUGCUGACAAAAUAAAAGGCGAAAUAGAAACUGCAUAUUCCCAUCUAAGCGUCAUGAACAAAUCUCUAAACGAUUCAGCGGCUCAUGAUAUUCAGCUGUACAUGGCGGUAAAAACGAUGAAAUCGCAAUUGGAGUGCAUCAAUAAUUCUAUUGAAGAGGCAAGGAAAGGAACGCCUUUUACAGAGUUUGGAUUCAUGAAAAACACUGCAUUGGUUGACUUUUUACAAUCCACCGGUGCGUUUGGGACAAUCGAGACACCUCAACAAACGCUCUAUGUAAAUAAUGAUUGUAUUGUUACCGCAGCAAUAAGUCUUGGAGUGACAUAUACAAAUUUAGCGUGGACAUUGAUAUCCCACAGUGCGCCAAGGGUUAUAGAAUUUUUCGGCCGUGAUGUCGUCCGUAUCAAAGUGCCUACAAGUUUGCUUAUCCAAUCUGAUGGGAGAACACUUGAAUCCUUUGGUUAUGAUGCAGAAGAAAAAUAUGCAGAUUUCACGGAAAAUGGAACUCAAAAUGAUUGGUAUUACUUCGAACGCUUCUGGUUGGAUCUUAACGAAAACAUGGACACGUUCAGAAUUACAACAGUGCUUAAAGAUAAGUCGGGCAAAGAAAUGCGAGCUGUAAGCCUAAUCUCUCUGCUGAUAAAAUUCUUUGUUCAGCGUCUGCUAACAUUUUCACGUACAGUUGGGGCGAACGUUACUGCUAAAGACAUUCAUCUGAUAUUGACAGUGCCUGGGAAUUGGAAUUCAAAUACGAAAAUCCUCUUGCAGCUUGCGGUAAAAAAGACAUGCCUUAAAGUCGGAAAGGUGAGUAUAAUGCUCGAAUCUGAAGCUGCGGCUCUCUAUUGUCUACAACUUCCGAAAGCAGACAGCAUUGGUAGAAUAAGAUAUAACAAGGAAGAAAGCCACUUGAUUCCUAAGACUGGGCAACAUUUUCUCAUCUGUGAUUUUCAAGAAGAUAAACUUGCCAUCAAUUUGCACAGUAUGGAAAGUGGCAUGCAGAUGGAGCAUAUUAUCACAGAGCAUGACCGAAAACUAGGUGUAUCGAAAGUUGUCGAGGAUUUUGAAACCUUUAUGAAUGCAUUAGCUGGUUGUGAAAUAAUUGCUGUCAUCAAGAAGAGCCAUUUGGAUGAAUAUACCAUGUUAAUAGAAAACUUCCGUACGCAAGCUGCUAAUUUGAAAACUUCGAUCAAUCGAGUAAAUAUCUCUGUCUCUGUCACAAUACAAGAUAUUGUAAAAGACUUGACGGGAAGAUCAUUAAAGGAACAAAUCCAACGUUCUGCUUACAUGAACGAUGUAUAUAUAAAUGUUAAUGGUGCUUUAAAAAUCAACACAAGCGCUUUCACGUCACUGUUUGAUACAUUUAUGGAACUAGCUGUAAUGCGAAUAAGGGAAUUCAUUAAAACAUACGAAUCGACGGAGAUCAGUCAUGUGAUUGUCGUUAGUGAGCUUCCUUUGCCUACACCAAUUCAUGAACAUGUGAAAGCUGCCCUGCCUGACAUGCAAGUCUACAUUCCAAAAGAACAUGCCUUUGCUGUUCUUAACGGUGCCACUAUUUUGCCAAGGUGAACAACGAAUGUAAAGGUGUAGUUGAAAUGUUAAUUGCGUUCAUUCGAUUUGUCCAUGAUACUACUUGGUAAUAUAGUUUGUGAAUACGAUUUAUCUAAUUGUAUUUACUUGAAGAGUAGAUGUGUAUGUUCUUGAUUUAUAUCCGCAGUGGUUGAAUGUAUCAAGGUUUUUUUUUAUUAACCAUUUAUCGCGUAGUUUCACAUUCGUUAAUAAUUCCUGUCGUAAGUUGAGAUAAUUCGGUUUAUUGUGUAUGUUAAGCAACCCGUUAUUGAUUGUGGGCUAAUUUGCGUAAUUUUUUUAAUAAACGACAUAUUCGAGGCAAUGUACAUGUACAGAUAUUUGGCUGCGAUAACAUGUUUUCUAUGACAUACUUUACCUGUUAUGUUUUGUAUGUGUUUUUUUUAUUUUGUAAAGCAUUGUGUUAUUUCAAAAUUGUAUUUUUUUUUCCAACUGAGAAAUAACUUUUUUUCCCCCAAAAAAUUGUGGACACAUUUUUUUGUUUUUAAAUUUCAAGUUAAUCUGUCGGUAUCGGCCUAGUUCUGUAACUUCAUUUUUCGUUAUACAUUUAAUUAAAAAAGAUUCAUAUUAUGAAACGUACCCCUUUGUUCCUAUUUAUUUUAUAAGCCUAUCUAUUUUUGAAAACAAAUAUGAGUUAUUGUCAUCACCUGACCGUCGGCGUCUGCGUCCGGUUAAGUUUUGUUUUUGGGUCCUCUUUUAUCAUAAAGUAUCAAAGCUAUUGCAUUCAAACAUGGCACACUUACUAUUAUGAGGGACAGGCAGGUAAAGUCAGAUAACUCUGGAUGGCAUUUUGACAUAAUUAUGUGCCCCUUGUAUACUUUGAAGAUUGAAAAUUUGGUUAAGUUGUGUGUUUAGGUCCACUUUAUUCCUAAAGAAUGCUUUCAAACUUUCAACAUUAGCUUACUAUCAUAGGGGAAUGUGCAGGCAAAGUAAUGUAACGCUGACUGGCAUUUUAAAGACUUAUGGUCCCUUUUAUACUUAAAAAAUGAAAAUUUGGUAAAGUUUUGUGUUUAGGUCUACUUUAUUCCUAAAGUAUCAAAGCUAAUUCUUUCAUACUUGCAACACUUACUAACUAUCGUAAGCGGACUGUGAAGGCAAAGUAAUGUAACUCUGACUGGUAUUUUGACAGAAUUAUGGCCCCUUUGUUACUUAGGAAUUUGAAAAUUUGAUAAGGUUUUGUGUUUAGGUCCAGUUUAUUCCUUCAGUAUCAAAGCUAUUGCUUUCAUACUUGCAACACUUACUAACUAUCAUAAGGGGACUGUGCAGGCCAAGUAAUGUAACUCUGACUGGUAUUUUUGACAGAAUUAUGGCCCCUUAGUUACUUAGAAAAUUGAAAAUUUGAUUAAGUUUUGUCUUUAGGUCCAAUUUAUUCCUAAAGUAUCAAAGCUAUUGCUUUCAUACUUGCAACACUUACUAAAUAUCAUAAGGGGACUGUGCAGGCAAAGUUAUGUAACUCUGACAGGCAUCUUGACAGAAUUAUGGCCCCUUUCAUACUUGGAAAAUUGAAAAUUUGGUUAAGUUUUGUGUUUAGGUCCACUUUAUUCCUAAAGUAUCAAAGCUAUUGUUUUCAUACUUGCAACACUAAAUAUUAUAAGAGAACUGUGCAUGCAAAGUUAUGUAACUCUGGCUUGCAUUUUGACAGAAUUAUGGUCCCUUUUCAACUUAGAAAAUUGAAAAUUUGGUUAAGUUUUGUGUUUAGGUCAACUUUAUUCCUUAAGUAUCUAAACUAUUGCUUUCAUACUUGCAACACUUACUAACUAUCAUAAGGGGACUGUGCAGGCUAAGUAACGUAACUGUGACUGGCAUUUUGACAGAAUUAUGGCCCCUUUUAUACUUUUAAAAAUUGAAAAUUUGGUUAAGUUUUGUGUUUAGGACCACUUUAUUUCUAAAGUAUCAAAGCUAUUAUUUUCAUACUUGCAACACUAACUAUCAUAAGGGAACUUUGGCAAAGUAAUAUAACUCUGACUGGCAUUUUGACAGAAUAACAGUCCCUUUCAUACUUAGAAAAUAGAAAAUUUGGUUAAGUUUUGUGUUUUGUUCCACUUUACUCCUAAAGUAUCACAGCUAUUACUUUCAGACUUGGCACACUUACUAACUAUCAAAAGGGGACUGUGAAGGCAAAGUUGUGUAACUCGGAUUGGCAUUUUGACAGAAUAAUGGCCCAUUUCAUAUUUAGAAAAUUGAACAUUUGGUUACUCCUAAAGUAUCAAAGCUAUUGCUUUCAGACUUGGAACACUUACUAACUAUCAAAAGGGGACUAUGUAGGCAAACAUAUGUAACUCUGGCUGGUAUUUUGACAGAAUUAUGGCCCCUUUUAUACUUAGAUUGAAAUUUUGGUUAAGUUUUGUGUUUUGGCGCACUUUAUUUAUAAAGUAGCAUCGCUAUUGCUUUCAUACUUGCAACACUUACUUACUAUCAUAAGAAAAUUGUGCAGGCAUAGUUAUGAAACUCUAUUUGGCAUUAUGACAGAAUUUUGGCCCUAUUUAGACUAAGUUACUUUGAAUAUUGUGUUAAAUUUUGUGUUUAGAUUCAUUUUUCUUCUAAAGUAUCAAGGCUAUUGCUUUCAAACUUCAAAUACUUUCUUACUUUAAUGAGGGUACUGUACCUGGCAAGUUGAAUUGACCUUCACCUUUGAAUGACCUUAACUAUCAAGGUUAAAGUAUUAAAUUUUGCUAAAAUUGCCAUUACUUCUUUAUUUAUUAUUAUAUUUGAUUCAUACUUUGACAAAACAACGCUUACCUUGCAUAACACAAUAGACUCCACCCAAACCAACCCCUACGCUUCACCCCAUAAUCUCCCCCCAAAAUUUUUUUUUUUCAUUUUUUUUCUUUUUUUUGAAAGAUCAUCUAAUAAAUGACCACACCCCGCACUAUACCCUCUAACACCCCCCGCCCCCAAUUAUUUUUAAAAAGUUUAAGAAAACACAAAUAUUUAUUUUUAUUAUUUUAUUUUGAAAGACUGACCAACCAUCCAAUCCAAGAAUCUCCCCACAAAAAAAGUUGUUUUUGCAUUUUUGAAAGAUAAUGAAAUAAAUGACCAAACCAUAAAGAAUAUAUACACUAUACACCUCUCUACACCCCACCCUUUCCUAUUUUUGAUUGAAGUAUUGAGAUAGGUCCCUUCACCUUUUUAAGGAAAAUAGAUGAGCGGUCUGCACCCGCUAAGCGGUGCUCUUGUUUAACUGUACGGUUCAUAUGCGUUCGCUGGGUGUGUGUGAGUGUGCUUGCAUGCUAGCCUGAGCGCGUGUGUGUGCGUGCGUGCGUGCUUUCGUGUUUUUUAGCCGGUGGUUUUGUGGGAGCGUGCGCGUUAAAAUUAUAUAAUACAUAAGAGCUGUAUCUUAAUCACAUUAAACAUUAUAUUAUGUUUGUUUGCGGUAACAAAGGAAUACAUUUUAACACCGUGUCAUUAAGACAUGUUUUGUUAAUUUGUACAUGUAACAUUGUGUUUAUUGUUUAGGCAUCCAUCUUAUAUUGUUCUUUCAAUUAUUAAAGUUAUAAAUUAAUUAUGGAUUUUUGCAUUUUGUCCUAAAAUUGUAUAAGUAAUUGAACGUUGACUUAGUAUUAUGAUUGUUUUACUAAUGUUAUAUCAAAUAUUGCUUUGAUUGUUGAUAAUUGUUCAGAUUGUGGUCCUCAACACAUACUAUUGUUCUAGUAUAAUCACGCCCCUGGGUUCUUAACUGCCAUGUCUCAGGAUUCCGAUUAUAUUAUAGACUUGUUAAGCUAAAUAUUGUUUUAAUAUUUCUUCAAUGUCCUAAAAAAGUUUUAUAUUUGUUAAAUCACAGUGUAUAGAGAACAUCUACUAAGUUUGUUAAAUUCAUGCCUCUGAGGUCCUUAUUGCAAAUGCUCACGGUUUGGUCAUGAAAUAAUAUAAAAUCUAUUCAACCAAACUAUUGAUAUAACGUUGUUGCAUUGUUUAGUGACCUGUUUUGUUGAAAUCUGCUGUAUUUGCAUUUUUCAUGUUUUUGGUCACUUAAUAUGGUAUGAUCAAUAACGGAUUCACAGUUCUGCAUCAGCAUAAAAUGAGUCUUAAAAUUUAAAAUCCAAUAACACUCAUGUUUGAGAUCACUCUACUCUUAAACUCUUAUGCAAUUACAGUUACCAGGGUUCAGGAUCACUUGACUUUGUUCGGUUCCCAAUUAAACGUUAAUGGAAGUAAACUUACCGGUUAGUUUAAGACUGAAACGCACAUAAACAAUAUUUAGACUGCAUUUAUUGUACAAAUCAUUAACAACAGUUAUCGAUAUUUAGAUUAGGCGAACAUAAAUUAGAAAUAGAGACUGGGAGAUAAAAUAACAUACCCAUAGAGGAACACAAAUGUAAACAUUGUUAUAGAAAAACUGUUGAGUCGGAAUAUCACUUCUUUCUAGCAUGGCCACUCUAAAGUUCUACGUACAAAAUAUUGUAUUCAAUCAAACUGACCCAAUCUUGCAAAAUUUAAAAACAUACUAUCUUGUCAGAACAAAUCGAGUCAUUAACAAUACUGCUGGAUUCCUUUCUGAUUUCUUGAAACUCCGUGAGGACAAAAUUUAAAGUAUUUGCUGCUUCUUAAAUAAAUAUUUGUUGAAACCCUUAAUCUAUUUUCUAUCUAUUUUUGGUAACUUUUAGCUGUUUUCGAUAUAUGCAAGUUUGUACAUGAUGUAUGAACAUGUUUCAUUGCAGUUUGUGUUUAUUAAAGUGAUUGUUUUUGUAUUGUA